This is a messenger RNA of Vespa velutina, 2742 nucleotides long. RefSeq names its product ras-related protein Rac1 (gene Rac1). Gene Ontology annotation, biological process: cortical cytoskeleton organization; establishment or maintenance of cell polarity; actin filament organization. Bases 482 to 1060 code for a protein of 192 amino acids. Gene Ontology annotation, cellular component: cytoskeleton; plasma membrane; cytoplasmic vesicle. Gene Ontology annotation, molecular function: GTPase activity; protein kinase binding; GTP binding. The transcript has 3 exons. NCBI's taxonomy places the organism in Eukaryota, Metazoa, Arthropoda, Insecta, Hymenoptera, Vespidae. The record is from RefSeq and is a predicted model, not a curated record.
UCUGCUUCCCCCUCCGUUCUCCUGGAUCGCCACCCCUCCUUCGGAGAAGCUUCAUCGUAUUCUCUAACGUUUCGAACCUCAACUAGACUAUAUUUUCAGAACGUUUCAAUUUUGGCUAGCUGCGUUACUUCUAUUUCAUCAUACGUUUUAUAUAUCGUCUUGCUUUGUUCGUACUUUUUUCCGUAAUGUUAUAACUCAUCGUUCUCCUUCUCUUUUCCCUUUUCUUCCUAUCUCGUUCUCAACAAGGUUUUCUCUCUCUCUCUCUCUCUCUCUCUCUCUAUAUAUAUAUAUAUAUAUAUAUAUAUACACAUAUAUAUAUAUCUAUCUAUCUCUAUCCUUCCGUACGUACGUACGCGUACGCACGAACACACACACGCAUACAUUUAUGUACGUAUACGUAUACGGAGGUACCGGGUAAAGAAUAAUCGUCGCGCGACUUUACGUAUUCUCGCGCACAUUACGGACGUUUCCAGGCUCCAGGAUGCAGGCUAUCAAGUGCGUGGUUGUCGGUGACGGAGCUGUGGGUAAAACGUGCCUCUUGAUAAGUUAUACCACCAAUGCAUUCCCGGGAGAAUAUAUCCCAACGGUAUUUGACAACUAUUCUGCAAACGUGAUGGUGGAUGGAAAGCCCAUUAACCUAGGUCUAUGGGAUACUGCUGGUCAGGAAGAUUAUGACAGAUUAAGACCAUUAUCCUAUCCACAGACAGAUGUAUUUUUGAUUUGUUUCUCGUUGGUAAAUCCUGCAAGUUUUGAGAAUGUUCGUGCCAAAUGGUAUCCAGAGGUACGUCAUCACUGUCCUGCCACUCCAAUUAUUUUGGUAGGCACUAAAUUGGAUCUACGUGAGGACAAAGAAACUAUCGAGCGUCUUAAAGAUAAGAAAUUGGCACCUAUUACUUAUCCUCAGGGUUUGGCAAUGGCGAAAGAGAUAGGUGCUGUUAAAUAUUUAGAGUGUUCUGCUUUAACGCAGAAGGGUUUGAAGACUGUUUUUGAUGAAGCAAUUCGUGCUGUUUUAUGUCCUGUUCUUCAGGUUAAACCAAAACGCAGAUGUUUCCUUCUAUAAUAUUAAUUGUUAUCCUUUGCCUAAUGGUCUGGAGUUCAAUCGAGCAUAUUACCAUUUCAUCUCCAGCCUGUCAAUUUUAAUUGAAUCACUACAAGUUACCGAUCUUCGACCCCAUAGUGCAGUUUGUGUCCAGCUCUGAUAGACUGACAACAACUGCCAUGAAAACGCACAAAUAUCAAUUUGGUGAUUCUUACACUAAAAUAUUAAACUACCAUUGUGGACAAAAUUUACAUUAAUUGGAAAUGCAAACUUAUGCUGUUAUCUCUGGUACUGAAAUUGAACAGAUCAAAGCACUUGUGCCGAUCACAUAAAUUUCCAGUCUAAGCUUUAAUCUCAUAACAAAGAGAAGAAUAAGUAGGCUGGCUAUUCUAGAUAAACAAAGUAUAAAAGAUGCCGAAAGAAGAACUGAUUCUGUACAGUAUGCUAAAGUGUGUUAUUAAUAUUAUGAUUAAUAAUUAUAUAUAAAGGGUAAAAUACAAACAUUGCUAUGUAAUUGUACAAGAGCCCAGAAAUCGAAUACUAAUCAGCUUAAUCAAACGGGAGAGUGAUCCAUGUAUAGUUUGCAGCUGUAUAUACACAUAAAAGAAUAAAAUUUAGAAUUUUAUCUUUAUAAGAGGAGAUACGUUAGCAUGAUCCAUCGAUCAUAGAUAUGUGUUACUGCUACAUAAAUUUAGCUAGAUUGGUUUCUCACUUUAUACGUUGUUUUAGUCCAAUUUUGAAUAUUAUUGCAUUAAAAAAUAAUUAGCCGUAAGAAAAUAUUUUUAAAAUGAUAUCUUAAAUUCAUGAAGAUUUUGUAUAUAUAUAUAAAGUCAGAACUCUCUCUAUAUAUGGAAUUUGAAUUGCUAUGUAAUCGUGAUACCAUAUGCAAUUGCAAACCAUGGAAGAUGCCACACCUUUUUAAUUAAACUGAUCAACAUUUCUCUAUACAUACCAGAGUUUAAAACAGACGAUUGUGUAAGUUUUUGGUGUAUAUGAUAUGAGUAUGUAUGUAAAAUCGAUUUAUUACAUUCUCUGCUUCCUUGUGCUGUUCUUUUUUUUUUUUUUUUUUUUUUCUUUUUUCUUCUUACAGUUUUACUGUAGAAUCUGUUAUUAGUACGCACAGUACAUUGUCUUGAUGUGGGCUGUUUUGCAUACCAGCCAAACAUUAGAGAUACAUACAAUUAAAUGAAAGAAGCAGAGGACAAGUGUAUACAAAAUAAAAUGCAGUAUAAAUGAUUGAGUGUAUGGCAGGUAUGUUAGUUGUGUGAUAAAAAGGGAGCACGAAUGUGUAAGGAUAGAAAAAGAAAAAGAAAAAGAAAAAGAAAAAGAAAAAGAAAAAGGAAAAAAAACAAAAAAAAAAAAACAAAAAACAAAUCUAUAGCAAAUAAUUGUACAUAAAUGCUGAAGUUCAAAUGUAUUCCUAUUAUUAUCACUUAUGUGUAUAAGUCACUGAUCGAAUCUAAAUCGAACGUUACUUGUUUUUUUAUAUAUAUAUUAUAAAUAUAUAUAAAACGGCUGGAUCAAGAUCUAUCUAUUCGAACGUCGUGAAAAGUCCACCCACCAACCUGUGCAAUCUGUCAGGUGGAAUUAGGAUUCGGUCCAUGGAAGGAAAAAAAAGAAAAAAAAAAAAAAAGAAAAGAAGAAAAAAAAAACCAUAAAUACUGUAACUAAAUAUGCUUUAUUAAAUGGGUGUUUAUUAAGCA